This is a messenger RNA of Desarmillaria tabescens, 1407 nucleotides long. RefSeq names its product major facilitator superfamily domain-containing protein. Lineage: Eukaryota; Fungi; Basidiomycota; Agaricomycetes; Agaricales; Physalacriaceae. The transcript is spliced from 14 exons. Gene Ontology annotation, molecular function: carbohydrate:proton symporter activity. Gene Ontology annotation, cellular component: membrane. The coding region runs from base 1 to 1407 and encodes 468 amino acids. Gene Ontology annotation, biological process: carbohydrate transport; transmembrane transport. The record is from RefSeq and is a predicted model, not a curated record.
AUGUUGCAGACUUGGUAUCUCGUCCUAGCAGCACAGGACAAGACGCCAUGGUAUCGGAAACCAAACCUACGCCUGCUCUACAUACUCCUGUUUCCGACAUGUAUCGGGGUGGAGAUGACUAGUGGAUUUGAUUCUUCAAUGAUGAAUGGCCUACAAGCUGUGGACUCCUGGGAUACUUUUUACCACUCUCCUCGGUCUACACUUCUUGGGCUAAUGUCGGCAAUUUAUUCCCUUGGCGCUAUCGUUGUACUCCCUAUAGUGCCGUAUGUCACUGAUCACUUGGGACGGCGGUGGGCGAUUGUCUUCGGAAGUAUUCUCAUGAUAAUAGGCGCGGCUCUCCAGGCAGCAUCUCAUAACUUCGCAAUGUUCGUAUGCUCUCGUCUUGUCUUGGGCUUCGGUAUUCCAUUUGCGAUCGUCGCUGCUUCAUCACUCAUUGGAGAAUUGUCACACCCUAAGGAGCGCGCCAUUUUGGGCUCCCUCUUCAAUUCUUGCUGGUUUAUAGGAUCGAUCGUUGCUGCUGGCAUUACGCUCGGCACAUUCAACAUGGACAGCAACUGGGGCUGGCGUAUCCCGUCCCUCGUUCAAGUCGUUCCUAGCCUGAUGCAGGUCACCUUCAUCUUUUUCAUUCCGGACUCCCCGAGAUGGCUCAUUUCCAGAGGUAGAGGCGAAGAAGCAUAUGCGAUCCCUCGCGACGUUGACUCUGAGUUUGUGAAAGCCGAAUACGCCCAGAUUGAGAAGACUUUGGAAUUAGAAAAGGAGACGGCCAAAACUAGUUGGAUGGAGCUGGUUACUACUUCUGGCAUGAGGAAACGUCUCGUCAUCGGCUCUUUAUUGGGCCUUUUCACUCAGUGGAGUGGUAAUGGCCUGACAUCGUAUUACUUGGCUCGAAUCUUGGACAACGUCGGCACGGGUACUAUAUCUAUCCUUCUCAUAUUCACGGGAUGGACGGUGGCUAGCGCAAAUUACACCCGAACGGAGAGCCACGGAUCCUCGGUUGCCGUCAUCGUGUUUAUCUUUCUCUACAGUCCGGCCUACAACAUGGCCUUCAACGCAUUGACAUACACGUUCCUGGUCGAGUUGUUCCCUUUCCACGUCCGAGCCAAAGGAAUCACUGUGUUUCAAUGGUUCAGUCGUAUGGCCGGCUUUUUCAACCAGUUCGUUAACCCGAUCGGGAUAGCUAACGCUGGUUGGAAAUACUAUCUCAGCUAUGUCGUCUGGAUUCUCAUUGAGGUGCUCACUAUCUACUUUCUCUUCCCGGAGACGGCCCACAAGACGCUCGAAGAAUUAUCUUUUCUUUACGAAAGCGAUAUCAAAGAAGAGCAAAACAAGCGUGUCGAAGAAGACUUGCAAGGAGAAAAGAAGCCGAGUGAACAAGAAGAUAAAGUGGAGGUGGAACAUGUGCAUUGA